Molecule: messenger RNA, 2558 nt
Organism: Schistocerca americana (American grasshopper)
Lineage: Eukaryota; Metazoa; Arthropoda; Insecta; Orthoptera; Acrididae
Gene: Sply
Product: sphingosine-1-phosphate lyase
Exons: 10
Coding region: 294-1964 (556 amino acids)
Biological process (GO): sphingolipid catabolic process; carboxylic acid metabolic process
Cellular component (GO): endoplasmic reticulum
Molecular function (GO): pyridoxal phosphate binding; sphinganine-1-phosphate aldolase activity
Source: RefSeq, a predicted model, not a curated record
AUGUACUUGUACAUUAUUGCAGAAGCGCAAAUCAGAGACAGGGGUGGAACCUGUCUAAAAUUAAUGAAAGUUCUAUCAAAUAUACUGACUACUCUUUCUGAAAUGGUUCACAUUUUUAUAUUUUAUCUUUGGUUUUCAGUUGGGUAAUACAGGAAAAUGCAGUGUCACCGUGCCAUUAAAGUCGUUAAGUUUCGUAGAUCACCAGGGAUGUUUAACGUUUCAAUGCGUUAUCUUCCGUGACACCAGUCUUGCGGGCAGAACAGCUGACACGGGAGCUUUUACUUUGUGUCAGGAUGGAUCCGAUUGCUAAAGGAAAAUUAGCCGUCGAGUCACUGAAAAGUUUUGUAAACAAUAGUUUGUCCAAUAAAGAACCCUGGCAGAUAGUGACAAUGACCACUGGAGCGGUAUUGGCAAGCGUCUGGUUUUUCGAUUUCAUCAACCAAGAUGAAAGCGUUCCAUCCCGUUUAAAGAAGACCGUGUUUCGAUUAGCAAGGAAAAUACCAGCAGUUGCCAGGAGAAUUGACAGUGAGAUGAGUAAUAUGAGAAAGACAUUCGAAGAUGAGGUCAGACAUCGCAAUGAGAAAAUUGACUACAUCACAAAUUUGCCAGAGAGUGGAAAAAACCGCGAGGAAAUACUCAAGCAAGUCAAUGCCUAUUUGGAACUAGGAGACUACGAUUGGAAAAAAGGAUAUGUUUCAGGAACAGUGUACUUUCAUAAUCCUGAACUUAUUGAAUUACUUACUGAAGUUUAUGGUCUUGCAUCCUAUACAAAUCCACUUCACCCUGAUGUUUUCCCCGGUGUCUGCAAAAUGGAAGCAGAGGUGGUUAGAAUAGCUGCAAAUCUCUUCCAUGGCUCCCCCUCUGCAUGUGGAACUAUGACUACAGGUGGAACUGAAUCUAUAUUGAUGGCAUGCAAAGCAUAUCGCGACUACGCAAAAUUUGAGAGGGGUAUCAAACAUCCAGAGAUUGUUUUGCCAAAAACAGCCCAUCCAGCAUUUGACAAGGCUGCAUUGUAUUUCGGCAUGAGAAUCAAACAUGUUCCUGUUGAUCCUGCCACCACCAAAGUCAAUAUAAGGGCAAUGAAGAAUUCUAUCAGUAAAAAUACAUGCAUGCUAGUUGGAUCAGUGCCAAACUUCCCCUAUGGAACUAUGGAUGACAUUGAGGCUAUAGCAGAAUUAGGAAGGAGAUACAACAUACCUGUACAUGUAGAUGCCUGCUUAGGAGGUUUUGUCAUUGUCUUCAUGCAAAAAGCAGGCUACAAAUUACCACCAUUUGAUUUUUCUGUUCCUGGAGUUACGAGUAUAUCAGCAGAUACACACAAGUAUGGAUUUGCACCAAAGGGAUCAUCAGUUGUUUUAUAUUCUGAACCAAAGUACCGCCACCAUCAGUUCACUGUUACCACUGAUUGGCCAGGUGGUGUAUACGGGUCUCCAUGUGUAAGUGGCUCCAGGGCAGGAGGUAUUAUAGCAGCUUGCUGGGCUACAAUGAUGUACUUUGGCUUAGAUGGUUAUGUUGAGGCAACAAAAAAAAUUGUAUCCACAACAAAGAAGAUUGAGGAAGGAUUGCGUAAAAUGAAAGGGAUAUUUGUUUUUGGAACUGCUGACACAUCAGUGGUAGCAAUUGGCUCCAAUGAUUUUCAUAUUUAUAGACUGUCAGAUGCAAUUACUAAACGUGGUUGGAAUAUUAAUGCACUCCAGUUUCCGCCUGGAAUGCAUCUCUGUGUAACGUACAUGCAUACUGCCGAGGGAGUUGCUGAGCGAUUCUUGUCAGACAUUCAGGAAGAACUAGAAAAAAUCCUGAAAGAACCUGUUAAAGAAGUUGGGGGAAAGUUUGCAGUUUAUGGAAUGUCACAAAGUGUUCCUGAUCGUUCCAUUGUGGGAGAUUUCACACGAUGUUUCCUGGACUCUAUGUACUACACACCUAGUCAACCUAAUGGUACAGCAAAUUCAAAGAGUGUUGUAUAGGUUUGUGUCUUACUUUCCACAAGAGACGAGAUUCUAACAGAAAAGAAAGAACAGAAAACUCAGUGACCUGAGGAUUUUAAUUUCGUGUUGUCUUCAUAUCUAGUGCUUGUUCAGUAUAUAUUAGCACCAAAGAAGUAUUAGUGUACCUACUAAAAUAUUGGAAAACAGUAUUCUAGGUGAGAAGCAAUUUUGUAAUUGUGAUUCUUGAAUAAUUUCAAAGUAAAAUAACAUGCUAAGGCUACAGAUAGAUGAAAAUUUUGAGUGCCUUUUGACAGAAAUAAAGCCACAGCUGAACUAUAUUUUAAGAAUGUUAUGUUGGUCUAUAUCUAUAUUUGUAACCAGUGUUAUUGUACAAUGGCUGUUUCUAUUCUCCUUCAAGUAUCUAUCCUUAAUAACAGAGAUAAGUGUGUGCCAUACAAUCUAAUAUUCACAAUAUGUACCACAUUUAUUAUAUUUUAUUAUUCCUGUAUUAUAUAUUUUAUAUACUAUAUGAAUAUAUGUAAGUUUUUCUAUUUUACAUAAGUGUUUCCAUUCUGUGGUUGCCAAUUGUGUACAGCAGAAUUAUACUGUUAUAAAAAAAAAAUUGUUAAAAUU